Molecule: messenger RNA, 2031 nt
Organism: Vitis vinifera (wine grape)
Lineage: Eukaryota; Viridiplantae; Streptophyta; Magnoliopsida; Vitales; Vitaceae
Exons: 6
Coding region: 389-1864 (491 amino acids)
Source: RefSeq, a predicted model, not a curated record
GAAAUAAAGAAAGAAAAAAAAACCUGCUGGUGAGGAAUCAGAUGUGACGGCAGUAACCAGUAACUACUACGAGUAAAACCGCCCACGUCUAGACAACUACCACUGGCGAGAUCGCCUACGUGGUUAACCACGGACCGUACAUCUCCAUCAGACUCAAUCUAAGGCCCCCUAACCACCGAAACCCCAAUACUCCAUUACCGCCACCAUAAAGUAAAGACGACACACACAGAAACAGCUCAACACCCCUUCCUUCACGUUCGUCAAGCAUCUGUCCCCAACGACGCCGUUUCACCCUCCACGUCGCUUACAUUCCUUGAAGAAAUGUUGGCAUUGGCGUGGGGAUUAAGCUGAGAGAAUUGGAGAGAGUGGGAUAAUGUAAGUGAAGUCGAUGGAGUAUGAAAAUGGGGUUAGGGAAUUGGAGGCUGAGAGCUUCAAGGAUCAGGUGAAGGAGUUCUUGAAGGCCUCUGCGGAGAUGGGCGUGGAGCUGGUGAAGGGGUGUAGAGAUAUAGUGAAGCAGAGUCUGGGGAAUGAGAAUUCCUAUGUUGUCAGGAAGUUUGGUGGGCAUUGGAACAGGCUGAGUCGGAGAUUGAGCUUCUUGAAUGAGUUCUUGCCUGAGGAUCGUGAUCCCACCCAUGCCUGGUCGGUUGUGCUCUUUGUCUCCGUUCUUGCUUUUACAGCUCUGAAUAAUACUGAAUAUGCUACGCCCACCCCAUUGUUAAAGGAAGUAUACAUUCAUCCCCCUAAUGCAAGCCGUAUCUUACUUCCAGAUGGUAGAUAUUUGGCAUAUCAAGAACAAGGUGUUCUAGCUGAAAGAGCUAGAUAUUCGAUGAUGGCUCCUCAUUCUUUUCUCUCCUCUCGACUUUCAGGAAUACCUGGAGUUAAAGCUCCCUUGCUAGAAGAGUUUGGCAUUCGCCUGGUCACAUAUGACCUUCCAGGUUUUGGGGAGAGUGAUCCUCAUCCCAAUAGAAACCUUGAGUCAUCAGCUCUGGACAUGUUAUACUUAGCAAAUGCUUUGGGUGUUAAUGGCAAGUUCUGGGUGGUGGGGCAUUCAGGCGGAAGCAUGCAUGCUUGGGCUGCUCUCAGAUACAUUCCUGAUAGACUUGCAGGUGCAGCCAUGUUUGCUCCAGUGGUCAAUCCAUAUGACCCCAGCAUGACUAAGCAAGAGAGAUAUGGAAUGUGGGAGAAAUGGACAUUCCGGAGGAAGUUAAUGUACUUUCUAGCUCGGAGAUUUCCUAGAUUUCUUUCUUACUUGUAUCGCAAAAGCUUCCUCUCAGGAAAGCAUGGUCAAAUUGAUAAGUGGCUAUCAUUAUCACUGGGAAAGAGGGAUAAAGCUUUGAUAGCAGAGCCGAUUUUUGUGGAGUUCUGGCAGAGAGAUGUAGAGGAAUCAAUCCGACAAGGAGAUGCAAAACCAUUUGUGGAGGAAGCUGUGAUGCAGGUGUCAGAUUGGGGUUUUAGUCUUGGGGAACUCAAGAUGCAGAAGAAACACCGAGGUAGUGGCAUUCUUCAUUGGCUCAAGUCUAAGUAUAGUCAGGAAGAGGAGGAAUUGAUGGGCUUCCUUGGCCCAAUACACAUAUGGCAGGGAAUGGACGAUAGGGUCGUCCCACCCUCAAUGACAGAUUUUGUGCAUCGGAUUCUACCAGGGGCAACAAUACAUAAGCUCCCAUAUGAGGGUCACUUCACCUAUUUCUAUUUCUGUGACAAAUGCCAUAGACAGAUAUUCAACACACUUUUUGAAACCCCACAAGGGCCCCUCGUUAGUAUUGAGGAAGUAGAUCAAACUCCCAUUGAAGGGGGUGUCGAAGACGCGGAAGAGGUAACCCUUGGCGAUUCUGCCACCAAGUCAGAUCUCAUUUUUAUAGUUUAGUUUAACAAAGUCUGGUGUAUAUACUGCAGGCUUGCCCCUUACCCAUGGAGCAAAAAAAUUUUUAAAAAUAAAUUGAUAGUUUGUUCUAGUUUUCGUUGUGUCCGUUGAUGGAUAGGUGCUGAAAUAUUUUUUGGAAGGAAAUGAAAAGAUGGUAAUAAUUGCUGAAA